This is a messenger RNA of Pneumocystis jirovecii RU7, 174 nucleotides long. RefSeq lists its product as uncharacterized. Lineage: Eukaryota; Fungi; Ascomycota; Pneumocystomycetes; Pneumocystales; Pneumocystaceae. The record is from RefSeq and is a predicted model, not a curated record. The transcript has 2 exons. The coding region runs from base 1 to 174 and encodes 57 amino acids.
AUGGGAUUAUUUGGUUUAAGUGUUUUUGCUUUAAAUAUAGACCCAUCUUUAUAUGAAUAUGAAAAUAGUUAUAAAUUGUCUGAUGAUAAUUCAAAACGUGUACGUUUGGUUGAUCGACGCAUACGUUUAGUUGAUCAGCGUUGGACUCCAUGGUUCGGACGGCCUAUUGAUUAA